CAGACAACACAGAAAUUAUAAUCACUAAAAACUGUGUAUGUUUGAAGUCGAUGUUUUUCUCUUCAUUUGCUGGGCAGAAAUACUAGACUGCUUGGUUCAGGACUGGACGCCUAUCCAACCUGCUAACUUGGAACUUAAGAUCCAUGGCAACAAAGGAGUCAGCAGAUGCCAAAGCACAGUUGGCCCUCACCUCUUCAGCGAAUUGGAGCCAAGAAGUGCCUGAAAAACCGAACUAUACUCUCAAAUGUACUCUCAUGGGACAUACAGAAGCAAUAUCAUCAGUUAAGUUUAGUCCUAAUGGAGAAUGGCUAGCAAGUUCUUCUGCUGAUAAACUAAUUAUACUUUGGGGAGCAUAUGAUGGAAAACAUGAGAAAACACUCGUUGGUCAUACUCUAGAAAUAUCAGAUGUUGCCUGGUCAUCAGAUUCCAGUCAUCUUGUUUCUGCUUCAGAUGAUAAAACUUUAAAGAUAUGGGAUGUGAGAUCAGGAAAAUGUUUGAAAACACUGACGGGACACAGUAAUUAUGUGUUUUGCUGUAAUUUCAACCCACCAUCCAACCUUAUCAUUUCAGGAUCUUUUGAUGAGAGUGUGAAAAUAUGGGAAGUGAAAACAGGAAAGUGCCUCAAGACCUUGUCUGCGCAUUCUGACCCAGUUUCUGCUGUUCAUUUUAAUUGUAAUGGGUCUUUGAUAGUGUCAGGUAGCUAUGAUGGUCUCUGUAGAAUCUGGGAUGCUGCAUCAGGCCAGUGUUUGAAAACGCUUGCUGAUGAUGAUAACCCUCCUGUCUCUUUUGUAAAAUUUUCUCCAAAUGGUAAAUACAUUCUUACUGCAACUUUGGACAACACUCUCAAACUGUGGGAUUAUAGCAGAGGCAGAUGUCUGAAAACAUACACUGGUCACAAGAAUGAGAAAUACUGCAUUUUUGCCAAUUUUUCUGUUACUGGUGGAAAGUGGAUUGUAUCUGGUUCUGAGGAUAAUCUGGUUUACAUUUGGAACCUUCAGACCAAAGAGAUUGUACAGAAAUUACAAGGUCAUACAGAUGUUGUGAUCUCAGCAGCUUGCCAUCCUACAGAAAACAUCAUUGCAUCAGCAGCAUUAGAAAAUGACAAAACAAUUAAGCUGUGGAUGAGUAAGCACUAAUCCCUUUGGAAAUCAAGUAGUAGAGCCAUGUUG
This is a messenger RNA of Otolemur garnettii (small-eared galago), 1169 nucleotides long. It is a transcript of the gene WDR5B, whose product is annotated as WD repeat domain 5B. Gene Ontology annotation, cellular component: Set1C/COMPASS complex. The transcript has a single exon. NCBI's taxonomy places the organism in Eukaryota, Metazoa, Chordata, Mammalia, Primates, Galagidae. Gene Ontology annotation, molecular function: histone binding. The record is from RefSeq and is a predicted model, not a curated record. The coding region runs from base 144 to 1136 and encodes 330 amino acids.